GGAGAUGUCAGAUUAUCCCAGGAGACUCUGAGGGAGCCGCUGUGGAGCAGGCUAGGGAAGCGAUACACCGCUGAGCCCAUCUCGCUCUCAACAUGACAAUACACACCAGUCGAACUCACAACCAAAAUACAAAUGGCAUGUCUGACUAAGAUGGAGAAAGUGAUCGUAGCAAUGCAAGACCCUGACGUAGGCAUUAAGAUGAAAUACCAAAAACUUAUAAUUACAGGCAUCCCCCAUGCAGUCACUGGCAAUGAUAUUGUCGAGUGGCUUAUUCAAAACUUUUCUAUAUCUGAAGAAGAGUCUCUUCAUCUUGGUGACCUAAUAGUAAAGUAUGGCUACAUUUACCCACUAAAGGAUCCAAAGAAUUUUGUUCUUCGGGCAGAUGAUUCUCCUUAUCGAUUUCAGACCCCUUACUUCUGGACUUCAUAUAAAUGGCCUGCAACAGAACUUGAUUAUGCUAUAUAUUUGACUAAGAAGAACAUAAAGAGGCAGGGAGACUUAGUUGACUAUGAGAAGGACAGUUACAAUCUACUGCACAAGAGGAUCAAUCAUACUUGGGAUUUUGUGGUAAUGCAAGCCAGAGAACAGCUCAGGGCAGCUAAGCAACGGAGAAAGUCUGAUCGUGUUGUACUGGAUUGUCAGGAGCAGGCCUAUUGGCUCGUCAACAGACCUCCACCUGGAGCAAUAAAUAUCAUGGAAUCGACCCCAAAAGGAAGUAACAUCCACACAACAAAGGUCACAUUGAAUAGUGCAUUUUACAAAAGAGAGAUUGAAUAUUACAAAAAAGCAUUGACAAGAUCAAGAGUUAAAUCAUCUGUGUCCUUGGAGGGGUUUGUGAAGCACUGUGAGCAAUAUCUUCUGCAUGAUCCUAUUAUGUCUAGCUGUCUUCCCAGUAACCCUUGGAUUACAAGUGGCACUUUGUACUGGACAAUGAAUGCUGAUUUAGUGACCAUUCCAACAAGGUUACGUGUAGAGCGUUGGGCAUUCAAUUUCAGUGAAUUGCUACAUGAUCCCCUCGGCAGGCAACAAUUUAGAUACUUUCUGGAAAGAGAGUUCAGUGCUGAAAAUCUUAGUUUCUGGGAGGCUUGCGAAGAUGUCCAGUAUGGAGAACAGUCAAAAGUUGAUGAGAAAGUGGAGGCCAUCUUUGAACAGUUUUUGGCAGCAGGAGCCAGCAAAUGGGUAAAUAUCGACAGUAAAACAAUGGAAAAGACUCUUGAUGGAUUACAAAUUCCCAAUCGCUAUGUAUUUGAAGAUGCACAAAUGCACAUUUAUAUGCUAAUGAAAAAGGAUUCUUACCCACGUUACUUAAAGUCAGAUAUGUACAAGAAUAUUCUAGCAAGAUCCAUUGUUCCACAGGAAACCAAGAGAAGCAUGGUUCCAUUCAUGAGGUGGCAUCGUUAUUCCAACGCCAGCUCUGUACAGAUGUUCUACCCAAAGGACAAUGACGGGAAAGGAAAGGAUGCAACGGUUUCACAGCUAUGUCGAUUCUCCCACCCUUUGGCAAACCUAGGAGUGUUCACUGGACCAAAUAUCCCAAUUAAUUCCGAGGAUGCACCUUCCUGGUCCCAUUCCAGCCUUCCCUCAUUUUGCCCUGGAAUCCUUCCUGCUGCAACUUCCCCUUCCUGUAGCUGCACUGACCCUCAGAGUCUCCCUCUUACUGCAGAUGAAGUCCCCCUGGAAACUCAAGAUUACCUGAAUAUGGAAAGUGCAGAAAUGUCAAAGGUCAAUGAUGCUGAAUUUGAAGAGGAUGAAUUUGGAUGGACAACAAGAUGUUAGAAAAAAUGCCUAGAGUAUAAAUUGUUUUGUUUUCUUGUUAUUGUGAAGUGCCUUUAUUUAUAUUAAAAAAAUUGCACUUUAUAGUUUUAGAGCAUGUUUCACAAAUUCAAUAUUUCCCUUAAAAAUAAUUUUACUAAUUUUAUAUCAAAUAUUUGAAUGUAAAUGCACUUCAUUACACGUCAUACAGUGGCACAUUUAUUGUUUAAUUUGUGAAGUUUGCUAUAAACAAAUUGUCAACUUAAGAACAAAGAUAUACCUUAUUAUUUUGAAUUUAUCUGGUUGACUGCUUCUCUCUCUCUCUCUCAAUUGUCAAAAAAGAAGUUACAUCCAAAUAGAUUUCAAAUUCUUUUAAUCUUAAUAUUACACACAAGUCGAUCUGAGGAAGUGAAGAGAUAUUUUCAUGUUUGACCAGAUUGUACAUGUGCAUCUUUAAACAGAUUUACACCUGGUUGCACAUACCACAUAGGGGAACAAUUUCUCACAUAAAUGUUAAAUAUUAGGAAUUUAAUCCUUAUAAAUUCUAAAGAUCAAGUUAUUCUAUUAGUGAUUUGUUAGAAGAAAGGGAAACAAAUUUACUUGUAUUGAAUAUCUCAGCAUUUUUGAGAGAGUUGAAAGCUGUUUGUAACCAAUUACUCAAACUGCAGCCACUGUUAUCUGGCCAAUUGCAACAGCUGAUUGUGUGCAGCAAAAAACAUGAAUAGUUAUCAUUUGGAAUAUUGGCCAGAAUAUUGAGAGAGAUUCUUGCUCUUCUCAAAAUGGUACUCAUCUAAACGGUGAUCCCUCCAACAAUACAUCAAUGCAUCAAGUCUGUGCUAAAUUGUCUAGAUUGUAUACUCAAGUCUGGCACCAGUCUUGAAUUCAACAACCUUUCGAACCAGAGGCAAGUGCUCCCAACACAACCAAGUUGACACUUUAAAAAGAAGAGCAGAAAUUAGGUUAUCUGCCCCAGACUAGUUGCUCAAAUUACUUAUUAGUUUUAAGAUUGUAAAUGACUAUUUAGAACAUAGAACAUAGAACAAUACAGCACAGAACAGGCCCUUCGGCCCACGAUGUUGUGCCGAACAAACAUUUACGUACUAUCAUAACCUCCUCCCUCUUACAUCAAGACAAUGCAGUGUCCUUACACUUGCCUUAGUCGCUGAUGGUGCAUUGUCUUUUUAGUUUGUGCUGUUGUCUUAAAUACUACUGGUUCGUUUAUGAUUACUGAUCAUAAUUGAGGUGUGUGAUUUUCACAAGAAAAAUGACAAUUAUUAAAGAUGAUUCACGCAAUGUCAAUAAAACUCCUGGUGCAUGGAACUGGUCUUUGUAGCAUAAAAUUGGAAACAGAAAAUCAACAGGCAGUUUUUCCCCAUUCCAGAUUAAUCUCUACUGACUUCAAUACACGUGGAUAUUAAACUAAGUGUUGCUCACUUUUUUGUUUGUCCUGUGGGCAGUCAUAUUGAAAAAUAGCCACCCAAUGCUUAGAAGUACUUUUUAAAAUUAAAAUGUGUGUAUAUCAAAAGAAACACUUAUCUAUCAAAUACUGUUCCAAAGUAUUGAACACAGUUAACUCAGGCUCCAGGGUAUUAGAAUGAAGUUACUAUUAGCUCAGUACAAAUGUGUCAUAUUAUGAACUUGUAGUCAAUAUUUAACAGUUUGUGUUGAAUUUUUAAUGUGACUGUUGUAAGUUAUGUGAUUUUUGGCAUUUGGUCUAUAGAUAGUAUCAAGUCUCAGGCAGAUAUACCUCAUUAAAUAUGGAAACCCGCAACCAUCUGAGUAAUUCACACAUC
Messenger RNA from Chiloscyllium plagiosum (whitespotted bambooshark), 3545 nucleotides. It is a transcript of the gene rgs11, whose product is annotated as regulator of G protein signaling 11. The record is from RefSeq and is a predicted model, not a curated record. Lineage: Eukaryota; Metazoa; Chordata; Chondrichthyes; Orectolobiformes; Hemiscylliidae. Gene Ontology annotation, biological process: regulation of G protein-coupled receptor signaling pathway; intracellular signal transduction; G protein-coupled receptor signaling pathway. Gene Ontology annotation, cellular component: neuron projection; cytoplasm; plasma membrane. Gene Ontology annotation, molecular function: GTPase activator activity.